This is a messenger RNA of Coregonus clupeaformis (lake whitefish), 2984 nucleotides long. Its product is annotated as cyclic AMP-responsive element-binding protein 5. Lineage: Eukaryota; Metazoa; Chordata; Actinopteri; Salmoniformes; Salmonidae. Gene Ontology annotation, biological process: regulation of transcription by RNA polymerase II. The record is from RefSeq and is a predicted model, not a curated record. Gene Ontology annotation, molecular function: DNA-binding transcription factor activity, RNA polymerase II-specific; cAMP response element binding. Bases 71 to 1582 code for a protein of 503 amino acids. The transcript is spliced from 11 exons.
CCUCAGUCCAACGUGGUUCCUCUCAACUCAGUGCCGCUUGUCCGCUCCACUUGUUAGGUUUGUAAUAGCGAUGAAUGAUGAACAGGACCGGCCCUAUGGAUGCAGCGCUCCUGGCUGCUCGCAGCGGUUCCAAAGAGAAGACCACCUGAUGAUCCACAGACACAAGCAUGAGAUGACCCUGAAGUUCUCCUGCACCAAGGCUGAUCCCCUCGCAGACCAGACCCCAACGCCGACCCGUUUCCUGCGUAACUGUGAGGAGGUGGGCCUCUUCAAUGAGAUUGAACAGGAGUUCCGCCAGGCACAGGAGGAGCAGAACAUUAAACAGACUCAGAGUCUCCCUCAGAAUGGAUCAUCAUGUGCAAACCAGCCCCAGCCCCACUCCCAACACCAACCACAGUCCCAACACCAACAACAGUCCCAACACCAACCACAGUCCCAUGGUGGUAUGAGGGGUCUCAGCUGCAGCAUGGCUGGACAGCAAGCACUGCCCUCUGCCCAGUCCAACUCAGUCAUCACACAGGCCCACUCCAUGCUCACACACUCAGGACCUGUCCCUGGGCCCCUCUCCUCCCUACUGCACCUGAGGAACAACAGACAGAGACAGCCCCUGGCCGCCUCCAUGCCUGGCACCCUACCAGACCCAGCCAUGCAGGGAGCAUCUGCCCAGCACAUGUCUAUGGAAAGACAGAUGUCUAUGGGAUCCAGUAUGAUGAGCAUCCAAGGUCCCGCCCAAAACACUUCCUGCUCUUCACCUCAGAGAGCUAAAACCGUGGGUCACCCCCACCAACACCAUCACCAACACCCACACCCGGGAGCUGUCGCCAACGGCAACAUGGGUCCCACCAUGGGUCACAUGAUGGAGAUGUCACCGCGGCAACGGCACACUCACCUGCAGCAGCAGCAGCAUCAUCAGCACCUGCAGCAGGCUCAGCCCAUCUCCUACCAGCAGCACUGCCACGCCCCUCCACAUCACCUAGGAAACACCCACAGCCAGGGCCACCAAUCAGGAAACGUGCCGCAUCAUCCGGUUCACCAAUCACCUCCCUCGCACCUGCAGGCCAGCCACACCCACCAGACCUCGCCUCACCUGCCCCUCCACUCCAUAGCUGCUCAGUUGUCUCCAGCAACGCAGCAGAUGCAUUCAUCCCAGCAGACACAUUCCCUGCAUGCAGGCCAGGCGACUGGAGGACGUCGCAGGAGGUCUGUGGACCAGGACCCAGACGAGCGCAGGCAGAAGUUCCUUGAACGAAACCGAGCUGCGGCCACGCGAUGCAGACAGAAGAGGAAGGUCUGGGUGUCUGCUCUGGAGAAGAAGGCAGAGGAGCUCACCCACAACAACAUGCAGCUGCAGAACGAGGUGACCACUCUGAGGUCAGAGGUUGGCCAGCUGAAGCAGAUCCUGCUGACCCAUAAAGACUGUCCCGUCACCGCCCGCCAGAGAGAAUCACAGGGGUACCUCAGUCCAGGGAGUUCGACAGGAAGUCCCUCCCCCCUGUGUCCCGGGUCGCAGCAGCAGGCCAUCCAAUCCAACAGCAUCUCCACCUCCUCAGCUGGAGGGGGCGAUGGAGCGCACAGGAAUUAAAAAGUAAAGUGCGGGUGGGUGCGUCUGUGGUUUGGAACAUAUUAUUGGAUAGAGAGCUUCCAAUAAUGUCCCAGGAGACAAACUCUCUAGUGCAUCUCUAUGGUUCAGAAUCAACCCCCCUCCAAUUGAGUACAGGAUGUAGUUGCUCCUGAACACUUAGCUAAGGUCAGGUAUGUGUUUCCCCCCUAAUGGUUGAGGUUAGGAUGGGGAAGGGUGAGCUGAUCCUUGAUCUGUGGUUAGAGGCAACUUCUACCUGGAAUCAGGGAUUAAACCCUAGGUGGGGUGCAUCUCAGUAGUCUUAAAUGGCUCCCUCUCCUGGUCUCCUAGCCUCUAUGGACACAUGUAUGGCAAAACUGGACUGGUCUCUAUAAGCCUUACAUCUCUGGUAGGUUUGCAGAAUUCCGGUAACUUUCCCAAAAUUCUGAGGUUUUCCAUAAAUCCCUGUUGGAGUAUUCCCGGAUUUCCGGCUUAUUGCCUCCUGAGUCCAACCGUGAUUUCUGGAAAACCUGUGAAUUUUGGGAAAGUUACCAGAGUUUUGCUACCCUAGUUUCUGUCUCUCUAACUCUGUGAUGAUAGUCACCUGUGAACUGGAUCUUAUUGUGUCUGGGGGAAUCAGUCGAUCAAUGUGUCUCAGUUAGUGGGAAAUCAGACAUCCAAGUACUGUGCUAUCUAUUCCAGGACUGCUCCAUGGCGAUGUGUCUGCAAACAUACUUGUUAUCAUAGCACCUUUUUCUUAGUGGCAUUUUAUUUUCUGAAUGCGUCGGAGUUAGGUCUUGUAACUUACACCGUGACUAGGACCAGGAGUUUCUCCAGGAACAACUAUUGGGCUUAAAAAUAGCCUGUUACUAGGGACCAGAGUUUUACCUAGACAGAUCACUGGGUCAGGUCUAACUCCUGGCUCUAACCAUGACUAAAUAAUGUUACUACAUUGCGUAUUAGUUUAUGUUUGCUACAGUGUGUGUGUGUGGUUGUAUGUGUAACAUAGGCCUCUCUGAAAUGCAGAACGUGAAUGAAAACUAAUACAAAUGUACAUUUUAUACAAAUUUAUAUCAAGUCCUAUGAAUAGGAUGGCCUUGUUUUGUAACAAUGUAAUGCAGAGCCUCUUUUCCCUUUGAAAGUAUUACAAUGUUUGUACAUAUAUUAAGUUGGGCCCAGAGUUUUCCUUGACCAUGUCACUUGACCAAGAUAACUCCUGGCCCUUUGUUUAACCUCUGUAAAGCACUUACUAGUUUCCUACAGUGUAUUUAUCAUGUAAAUUAGGCUCAAACAGUACGUUGGCCUAUAACCUGUUACCUGUAUCCUUCUGUGUCUGUAUUGUGAUUUGUGUUUUGUUGAAUGUAUUUUUUUCUUCUUCAGACAUUGACAAUCGCUACAAACCUACUACGAAAAUAAAAGCACUUAU